Molecule: messenger RNA, 2609 nt
Organism: Daktulosphaira vitifoliae (grape phylloxera)
Lineage: Eukaryota; Metazoa; Arthropoda; Insecta; Hemiptera; Phylloxeridae
Gene: P5CS
Product: delta-1-pyrroline-5-carboxylate synthase
Exons: 14
Coding region: 234-2597 (787 amino acids)
Cellular component (GO): cytoplasm; mitochondrion
Molecular function (GO): glutamate 5-kinase activity; ATP binding; glutamate-5-semialdehyde dehydrogenase (NADP+) activity
Source: RefSeq, a predicted model, not a curated record
UGAAGGAACGGAGUUCUUAUUGUAUUUUAUCAUACAGUUUAAUAAUCAACAUUUUCAAAUAAAUAUGUGAUGUGUGGACUGUCCAGGGUUCAAUAUUUCAAAACUCGUAACACGUUAUUAGUUAAUAACAAACGAUAGGUAAAUCCAUUGUAAAUCAAAUAAGAAUAAUAUUCUACAUUUAAAUAAGCAGUGUCAAUUAGUUAUAACUAUAGUGUGUUAUUCAAUCAGUCAAAAUGAUCUUGGGCUACCGAAAAUGUCAUAUAGCAGCGUUAUCAAGCCGUAUUAGGGUAUGCAGAUGUUUGAAAUUUAGUUCCCCGAACAUUCGACAUUAUGCAUCUAAGAAUUCUUAUAGUCAGAAGUUAGAUUUGAGACGUGCAUUACAAGUAGCUAACUCUCAAGUUAAUGGAUUUUCAGACAGGUCACAGUUGAAAUAUGCUCGUCGUCUUGUCAUUAAAAUGGGUAGUGCCGUAAUAACUAGAGAAGAUGAACAUGGAAUCGCUCUUGGUCGCUUAGCUUCUAUUGUUGAACAAGUAGCUGAAUGUCAUUUAGAAGGCCGUGAAUGUAUAAUGGUCACUAGUGGAGCAGUGGCUUUUGGAAAGCAAAAACUGACCCAAGAAGUACUUAUGUCAUUAAGUAUGCGAGAAACCCUUGCAGCCAAAGAUAAUACUAGGAAAGAUGUAACAACCCUUUUAGAAGCUAGAGCAGCAGCAGCUGUCGGUCAAUCGGGUUUAAUGUCUUUAUAUGAUGCCAUGUUCUCUCAGUAUGGCGUAAAAAUAGCACAAGUACUUGUAACGGAACUUGAUUUUUACAAUGAUCAGACUCGCAAUAAUCUCGUGAGUACUCUGUCUGAACUAAUCAGUUUGAACAUUGUUCCUAUUAUUAAUACAAAUGAUGCGGUGACACCGCCCCCUCAAGACAGUGAACAGAUGAAGUCAAAAGGGAAAAAGGUGAUCAGUAUCAAAGACAAUGACAGUUUAGCCGCAAUGGUAGCUGCUGAAAUUAGAGCUGACUUGUUAAUGCUAAUGUCAGAUGUAGAUGGUAUUUAUACACUGCCCCCUAAACAAGAAGGUGCAAAAAUGAUAUGGACUUAUAAUAGCGAUAUGGUGGAUAUAAUUCAAUUCGGUCAAAAAUCAACUGUGGGUACUGGGGGCAUGGAUUCAAAGGUGCGAUCAGCUACAUGGGCUUUGAAUAGAGGAGUUAGUGUAGUAAUUUGCAAUGGUAUGCAAGAAAAAGCUAUCAAGUCAAUUAUAUCUGGAAGGAAAAUUGGAACCUUCUUUACAAACGCUCCGACAAGCGAAACAGCAUCUGUUGAAGUAUUAGCUGAAAAUGCACGUCAUGGAAGCCGUGUGUUACAAAAACUACAACCAGAGGACAGAGCUAGAGCAAUUUACAGUUUAGCUGAAUUGCUAAUAAAUAAACAGGCUGUUAUUCUAGAUGCUAAUGAAAAGGAUAUAGCUAUUGCAGUAAAGGAAAAAACUUCUGCUCCACUUAUUAAUCGAUUGUCAUUAACAACAGAAAAACUAAAAAGUCUAUCGACUGGACUUAAGCAAAUUGCUGAAACUAGCCUUACCAAUGUAGGUAAAGUUUUGAAAAGAACAAAAAUUGCCGACGGUUUGGAAUUAACUCAAGUUACAGUUCCUAUUGGAGUCCUACUAGUCAUAUUUGAAUCUCGCCCUGAUUGUUUGCCACAGGUAGCUGCUCUUGCUCUUAGUUCAGCAAAUGGACUAUUAUUGAAAGGCGGUAAAGAAGCCUCACACAGUAAUAAAGCGCUUAUGAAUGUUGUUAAGGAAGCGUUAAGUACCGUCGGCGCUCAGGAUGCCAUCUCCUUGGUAUCUACUAGGGAAGAGAUUAGUGACCUACUCUCAAUGGAGAAUCACAUUGAUCUCAUUAUUCCCCGUGGAUCUUCUGAAUUGGUCCGUAGCAUUCAAGACCAAAGUGCACACAUUCCUGUCUUGGGACACGCUGAAGGGAUUUGUCAUGUCUAUGUGGACAAAGAUGCCAAUCUUGAAAAAGCUUUAACCAUAAUUCGUGAUUCGAAAUGUGAUUAUCCUGCUGCAUGUAAUGCCAUGGAAACUUUACUUAUUCACGAAGAUCUAUUUGAAGGAUCGUUUUUCAGCGAUGUUUGCGAUAUGCUUAAGAGAGAAGAGGUAAAAAUAUUUUCUGGUCCUGAGCUAUCAAAACGUCUGACUUUUGGCCCACCGAGAGCUAAAUCACUUAGACACGAAUACGGAGAAUUGUCAUGUACUAUAGAAUUAGUUUCCAAUUUGGAUUCUGCUAUCAAUCAUAUUCAUUCUUAUGGAAGUGGACAUACUGAUGUUAUUAUUACUGAGAAUAGUGAAAAUGCCGCAAAAUUUCAAAGAGAUGUUGACAGUGCCUGUGUGUUUCAUAACGCCAGUUCUAGAUUUGCUGAUGGUUAUAGGUUUGGACUAGGAGCUGAAGUUGGUAUUAGCACAUCAAGAAUUCACGCUCGAGGUCCUGUAGGUGUUGAAGGAUUGCUUACUACCAAAUGGAUAUUAAAAGGUGACGGUCAUGCAGCAGCUCAAUUUUCUGAAGGAGGCAAUCGAUCUUAUUUGCAUGAGCAUUUGCCAAUUAGUUAGAAAAAUUAUUAU